Molecule: messenger RNA, 614 nt
Organism: Epinephelus lanceolatus (giant grouper)
Lineage: Eukaryota; Metazoa; Chordata; Actinopteri; Perciformes; Serranidae
Gene: cfap276
Product: cilia and flagella associated protein 276
Source: RefSeq, a predicted model, not a curated record
GUGAACAUUCUAGUCCGGUUCUUCAUUAACCAGAAUAGAGGCUAACAAUUGUAAAUAAAUUAUGUUUUUCGUCUGCUGAGCUUCGUGUUGUCAGUAAAUAUGUCAAGCCGGGAUCCUUUCCCCUCCAAAAAGUUUGAGAACAACUUCAGUCUGAGCAGCUUCCGGCUCCAGCAGAGGAAAACAUAUGAUAAACCAACUCACCUCGCCCAAACAGAGGAACCCUGGAGUCGCCUCCAUGAUACAGCCACUUUGUCCAGCUCUCGGCGGAGUGUUAUGCAUUAUGAGCAUCAGGCUCCAAACGACAGCCUCGACUUCCACCUGAAGUCCGUCUACGAUCACCACAAGGACUUCUUCUUGGGAAAGAACCAGAUAUUAUACCAGAAGGAGACCGUCACUGAGGAUCACAGGAAGGAGGAAAACUCAAAGCAGGACAUGCUGGAAAAGGAACAAGAGACAGAUAUCAGAGUGUGGGUCGAUCCACAGAGGCGCUCCAUUUACAGCAUUAAGUGAAGCACAGGGCUUGACCAGAGAGAAUGAUGGCAGCCUCUAUUCAACACUACUACUGUCUCUGCUGCCAACAUGAGAGCCCCGUAAAUAAAGGAGUUCUUUCAGUG